Molecule: messenger RNA, 2633 nt
Organism: Abrus precatorius (Indian licorice)
Lineage: Eukaryota; Viridiplantae; Streptophyta; Magnoliopsida; Fabales; Fabaceae
Product: malate dehydrogenase, cytoplasmic
Exons: 7
Coding region: 1106-2035 (309 amino acids)
Biological process (GO): malate metabolic process; tricarboxylic acid cycle; oxaloacetate metabolic process
Molecular function (GO): L-malate dehydrogenase (NAD+) activity
Source: RefSeq, a predicted model, not a curated record
ACACACACUCUCCAACACUCCCUUCGAUUUUCAUCGACCCAAACCUCUCUCUCUCCGAUUCAUCCCAUUUCUUUGAAAAUGGCCAAAGAUCCAGUUCGUGUUCUCGUCACUGGUGCUGCAGUUUUUGUAAGCAAGAUCUGUGAUCUGACCAUGCUUUUGGGCUGGUUUGAUGAUUUAAAAUUCCGGGUCUGUGUCAAAAUGCUGUCUUUGUUUUUGUUCGGGUCUUGAUCUGCUCAGGCUUCAGAUCUGAUACUGUAAUGAAUGAUGAUGCUUUAUGCCUGUGUAUUGUGAUAUUUUUAUGUAGAUAUGCUUAUCAGUGAUUUGUUUUUAAUACCUCGCUAGGAAUUCUAAUGUAACUGUGUUUUUUAUGAUUGGCUUUGUUAUGAACUGGCUUGUGUGUUACGUUGCAUUAUUAGGAAAUAAAAGUUGAAACUAGUGUCAUCUUGGGUCCUUCCUUAGUUACCUCCGAUUGUCACUUGCUGUCUCGUUUGUGUAUCUUUUCUAUGAAUGAAUAAGAAACAUCUUACACUGUAAUAGUGUGGAAAAUUGACCAUAAUUACUGUUAAGGGAGGGAUGUAGUCCCAUAGUGAUUUUUUUGGGAGGGGGGGCUGGAGGUUUCCAUUUCAAACAAAUAUGUUUUAAUUUGGUAAUUGUUUAAAUUUAAGAUAUAUAAUGAUAGAUUAACCUAAAUAUAAUGUAUUAACCGUUUAUUUAUUAUCUUAAAUGAUAUAUAAUUCUGUUAGUUUAAAAUAAAAAUUUGCCCUCUCCUCCCUUCAAUUUCAAAACCCUCCUCCGAAACUAUCUAUCCCUUAGUUGUCUUUGUUUUGUUGCACUUGAAAAUAAUGUUGCUGUGAUUUACUUUCAGUGAACUGAAAAUAAAAGCGUUGAUCAUUUUGAUUAAAUUGAUAUUUGAUAUAUGUACAGUUAUUAGCUUUCUUAAUUGAUUUCCUCAAUGAUUUACAAUGACUUCUGUUGGGUGGAGUUUUUCCAUGAAAGACAAAUUGGUUUUAUGAUGGAAUUAUUUGAUUAUUUGCUUCUCAUAACUUUUCUGUACUAAUAAAAUGCUUUAUCAAUUGUAGGGCAAAUCGGGUAUGCUCUUGUUCCUAUGAUUGCUAGGGGAGUGAUGCUGGGUCCUGACCAGCCUGUGAUCCUCCAUAUGCUUGACAUUCCUCCAGCAGCAGAGUCUUUGAACGGAGUUAAAAUGGAAUUGGUGGAUGCUGCAUUCCCUCUUCUUAAAGGUGUUGUUGCUACCACUGACGUGGUUGAGGCAUGCACUGGGGUCAAUAUUGCAGUAAUGGUUGGUGGAUUCCCAAGGAAAGAAGGUAUGGAGAGGAAAGAUGUGAUGUCUAAAAAUGUCUCCAUUUAUAAGUCCCAGGCUUCAGCCCUCGAAAAACAUGCUGCUGCCAACUGCAAGGUUCUUGUUGUUGCUAACCCAGCAAACACCAAUGCAUUGAUCUUGAAAGAAUUUGCACCAUCUAUUCCUGAGAAAAACAUUUCUUGUUUGACUAGACUGGAUCACAACAGGGCGCUGGGUCAAAUUUCUGAAAGAUUGAGCGUUCAAGUUUCUGAUGUUAAAAAUGUUAUAAUCUGGGGUAAUCACUCUUCAACUCAGUAUCCUGAUGUUAACCAUGCAACUGUUCAAACCCCAGCAGGAGAGAAGCCUGUCCGUGAACUUGUUGCUGAUGAUGCCUGGCUGAAUGGGGAAUUCAUAACUACUGUUCAACAACGUGGUGCUGCAAUUAUUAAAGCUAGAAAGCUUUCAAGCGCUCUAUCUGCUGCUAGUGCUGCUUGUGAUCACAUUAGAGAUUGGGUUCUUGGAACUCCUCAGGGGACCUGGGUAUCAAUGGGAGUAUAUUCUGAUGGUUCUUACAAUGUACCAGCUGGAUUGAUCUAUUCAUUCCCUGUCACUUGUGCAAAUGGGGAAUGGAAAAUAGUUCAAGGACUUCCAAUUGAUGAGUUUUCAAGAAACAAGUUGGACUUGACAGCAGGAGAGCUUUCUGAGGAAAAGGAAUUGGCUUACUCGUGCCUCUCUUAGAGUGGUUGCUUGCUCUAUGUCUAGUGUCUUAUAGAAGUAGCUUCAAUUUUGAAUAAUGCUCCUUCUAGAUACAGAGAAACUAUAAGUGGAGAGUCUGUUUCUUAAUUCGAAUUACUUGAUAUUUCAACAUCUAAUACCUUUUAGAGGAUAUUUAAGGUCACAGUUUUAGUCAUGGUGAUAGAUCAUGGGCCGCGCAUAUUAAAAUUGGAUUAGGCUUAAUUUUAUGUGCGUACUAGCCCAUUGCUUAGGGCUUGAACUCUUGUCUGUUUGUGGUGGCUGUACAAGAAUUUUGAUGUUUGUGGCUAUGCACAAGCGUGCAACUACAUACUUCUAUGCCUUGUGAUUGAGUAUUUGUGCAAUUGUGUUGUGCAAUAAGAUCAUUUCAUCAUGAAUGCUUCCAACUCUAUAACAUGCACAGAGGAAACACAUCAAGUGAGCAUUUUCUUAUGAAAAAUGUUAGCAACAUUUUCGAACACAUUUGUUAAUAUACUCUAUUAUCGAUUAAAGGUUUUCGGGAUACCUACAGUACAGGCUAUGCUGUUAUUCUUUUCUUUGUUUCAUACUUUGUGUACACUCAAUGCUUAUCAUGGUGAUCAUU